CGUUGUAUAUUCCUCAAAUCCAUCUCCGAAGUCGUCCUCUUCUCCUUCUAGAGGCUGGGAGGACAUAAAUUAAGCUCCUUUCCUUGUUUCAAUUCAAAGGUCUCUUCUUUUCUGUUGAAGGAGAGGUGCAUUCGGAACCCCAUUUCAAAGUCGGUGGCUUUUAACUUUUUAGAACGCUAGUAAAUGGUAUUCGCAAUUCUGUGUUCUCUGUUGAUGUUGCUCAAAAUAAGCUGACCUCUUCUGGUUUUACGUCUACUUUUGGGUGGAGUACUUAUAUCUGCUGGCUGCUGAAGAUGCAUGUUGCUGCUUCCAUGUUAACAAUUUGAUAUGCUUCUGGGUCAGUUUUUAGUCCCUUCCUAAAUGUUUUAGUUUUUGUGUUCAUGCAUAGUUCUAGGCUCCUAGUUUAUCCAAUGAGGAUUACCCUUUGAUGUCCUCUCAUUUCUGAACCCGGGUUUUGUAUGGAAUUCGACCGAAAUUACCGGUGAAAUUGUUGCUCUUUAUUACCCAUCUUGCUAAUAUUGAGAUAUGGAGUUUGAACAACUGAAUAUGGGAAAUGAAGUAAUAGAAUUUGACAUGAUGGGUCUUGGAGACGAUGCUGUAGACAUUGAGCAUACUGUUGACGAUGAUGACCUUGUGGAUGAUUCUGCUGCUACUACUGUUGGGGGUAGAAGUGGUGGUAACAGUGUCGGUGGCAGUCAACUUUACAUCCCUCAAGGGGACUCCAAUCUUGAACCUUAUGAGGGUAUGGAAUUUGAAUCAGAGGAAGCUGCAAAGGCCUUUUACAAUUCCUAUGCUCGUCGUGUUGGCUUUAGUACCCGUGUAAGCAUGUCUCGCCGCUCCAGGCGGGAUGGUGCUAUCAUACAGAGGUCCUUUGUGUGUGCCAAAGAGGGCUUUCGAGUUGACAAAGAUAAGCCUAAUCGUCCUGAUGGCAGGGUCAAGCGUCCUCGUGCUGAAACCCGUGUUGGUUGUAAGGCCAUGCUUGUUGUUAAGAUUAAGGAGUCUGGCAGGUGGGUUGUUUCUGCAUUUAUCAGGGAGCAUAACCAUGAGCUGGUUCCCCCGGAUAAGGUGCAUUGCCUCCGUUCUCAUCGUCAUGUCUCUGGGUCUGCCAAGUCAUUGAUUGAUACCUUGCAGAGUGCCGGGAUUGGCCCCAGUGGAAUAAUGUCUGCACUCAUCAAAGAGUAUGGUGGAAUCAGCAAUGUUGGUUUCACUGAGCGUGACUGCAGAAAUUACAUGAGGAGCAGUCGACAGAGGACCCUUGGAGGAGAUACUCAAAUUAUGUUGGACUACUUGCGGAACAAGCAAGCAGAGAACCCUUUGUUUUUCUAUGCUGUUCAAGGUGAUGAAGAUCAGUGCAUGAGCAAUAUCUUCUGGGCUGAUCCCAAGGCUCGAACUAACUAUACUUACUUUGGUGACACUCUUACCUUUGAUACAACUUAUAGAUCAAACAGGUAUAGGUUGCCCUUUGCACCUUUCACUGGGGUUAACCAUCAUGGCCAGCCUGUGUUGUUUGGUUGUGCUCUUUUAAUAAAUGAAUCUGAGGCAUCAUUUGUUUGGCUAUUCAAGACUUGGCUUGCUGCCAUGUCAGGCCGUCCUCCAGUCUCAAUAACUACUGAUCAUGAUCGAGUGAUCCGUUCAGCUGUCACACAGGUUUUCCCGGAGACCCGUCAUCGUUUCUGUAAGUGGCAUAUCUUCAAAGAAUGCCAGGAGAAGUUGUCUCAUGUGCUUUCUGAACAUCCCACUUUUGAAGCAGAGCUCCACAAAUGUGUUGGCUUUGCAGAUUCAAUUGAAGAAUUUGAGUCUUGUUGGUCUUCUUUGAUUGAUGGAUAUGAUCUCAGGGAACAUGAGUGGCUACAAGGAAUAUAUGCUGAUCGGCGGCAAUGGGUCCCAGUUUAUUUGAGGGAUACUUUUUUUGCAGAGUUGUCUAUAACUCAACGUAGUGAUAGCAUGAAUUCCUAUUUCGAUGGAUAUGUCAAUGCAUCAACAACCCUUCAGCAAUUUGUGAAGCAGUACGAGAAAGCUCUGGAAAGUCGCCAUGAGAAAGAAGUCAAGGCAGACUAUGAUACAAUAAACACUGCCCCUGUUCUUAAGACUCCAUCUCCCAUGGAGAAACAAGCAUCUGAGCUUUACACAAGGAAACUGUUCAUAAAAUUCCAAGAAGAGUUGGUUGAGACACUGACUUUCUUGGCGACCAAAGUGGAAGAUGAAGAGGCAACCACCACAUAUCGAGUAGCUAAAUAUGAGGAAAUUCACAAAGCUUACCAUGUCAGUUUUAACAUUCUUGAGAUGAAAGCCUCUUGCAGCUGCCAUAUGUUUGACUUCUCUGGCCUUCUUUGUAGACAUAUACUGACAGUUUUUAGGGUCACAAAUGUUCUUACUCUACCUCCUUGUUAUGUUUUAAAGCGAUGGACAAGGAAUGCCAAGAGUGGUGUAAUAUUGGAGGAUCAUUCUGGUGAUUUGUUAAAUCGUUCACAAGAGUCUUUAACAGUUCGAUACAAUAAUCUUCGUCAUGAGGCCCUGAAGUAUGUUGAUGAAGGAGUUAAAUCUGUAGAAACAUACAAUGUGGCAAUAAAUGCUUUAAGGGAGGCUGCAAAUAAAGUUGCUCUUGCAAAGAAGAACGCUGGGAAAUUUGCCAUUACAAGUGAAACUGGCAGAGGAGAUCGCCCACAUGAAGGAAACCAAGCAAAUCUCAACCCUGCCAAUACUCAAGGGGGUUUAGAACAGCAUGCAUCUGUGGAUGACCAGGACAAGAAAAUUCAGAAACUGACACGUCAACUUGAGCGUGCCAGACGAAAAUGUGAAGUAUACCGUGCCAACUUACUUUCAAUUUUGAAAGAUAUUGAGGAUCAGAAGUUGCAACUCUCAGUAAAAGUUCAGAAUAUUAAGUUGGGAAUGAAGGACUGAAAUUCAAAUAACCUAGUUCCACUCCACACCCUUCCCUCCUCACUUCUCUUAGGUUUCUGUCCAUUUGUAGUUUGACCAAAUGACUAUGAAGUGUAUGUAAUUCACUGCCCAUAAAUAGGAAAAGAAAAUGUAACCAAAAUAUGAUAAUAAUAGAAAUAAAAUUCAAGCGCUUAU
Molecule: messenger RNA, 3075 nt
Organism: Rubroshorea leprosula
Lineage: Eukaryota; Viridiplantae; Streptophyta; Magnoliopsida; Malvales; Dipterocarpaceae
Source: the annotation of a GenBank genome assembly